This is a messenger RNA of Aspergillus uvarum CBS 121591, 687 nucleotides long. RefSeq names its product NUDIX hydrolase. Bases 93 to 572 code for a protein of 159 amino acids. Gene Ontology annotation, molecular function: diphosphoinositol-polyphosphate diphosphatase activity; bis(5'-adenosyl)-hexaphosphatase activity; bis(5'-adenosyl)-pentaphosphatase activity. NCBI's taxonomy places the organism in Eukaryota, Fungi, Ascomycota, Eurotiomycetes, Eurotiales, Aspergillaceae. The record is from RefSeq and is a predicted model, not a curated record. The transcript is spliced from 2 exons. Gene Ontology annotation, cellular component: cytoplasm; nucleus. Gene Ontology annotation, biological process: diadenosine pentaphosphate catabolic process; diadenosine hexaphosphate catabolic process; diphosphoinositol polyphosphate metabolic process.
CACCCUCUCUCUCCACUAUAUAGACUUCUUGUGUGGAGUGGUCUUUAAGUGCCUCAUCUUUCUUUCCAUCCUAUAGUUACAGUUGGUCCAUCAUGACGGAACAACCUCGCUCAAUGGAGUCCCGCGUGGGACGCAAAAACCAACGGUACGGUCCGAAAGGCGAACGGCUAGUGGCCGGUGUUGUACCGUUGUCCGCGGACAAGACUCUGGUCUUGAUGAUCCAGUCCGCAGGGCGCGGCGGCUGGGUCCUUCCCAAAGGCGGCUGGGAGACGGACGAAAAUAGCCCCCAACAAGCCGCCUGCAGAGAGGCCUGGGAAGAGGCUGGAGUAAUAUGUACGGUGCACAAGGACUUGGGGCAAAUACCCGACAUGCGCCCCUCGACUUUAUUGUCAACCACAGCACCCAAGGCGUCCUACCAGUUCUUCGAGGUGACCGUGGACCGCGAAGAGGAGCAGUGGCCCGAGAUGCACAAGCGAAAACGGCAAUGGGUUACUUAUAAGCAGGCUGCCGAUGCUCUGGCCAGCAGACCCGAGCUUUUGGAAGCGCUCAAUCGCAGCUCCAUGCGGCGGUAGCGAUGGGCUUUUUGUUUUCCGCAAAGGAGCUUCAAGCUUCCAUGACGACCUGAAAUGAUCUAGCCAAGGAAAAGCUGUUUUCUUUUUUACUUGCAUUGACUGGCUUGAACUUCCU